UCGCACAUUAUAUUUGCCGAUCCCUAUGAAUGUUAAUCCCCGGUACUCCGAGUGGCAAGAGACGCUCGCCAACUCACCAACACCGAUCUUCUGUGAAGUUCUCACUUUUCUUCUUCCCCGCUCCUAUCAAACCAGCAAUCACCACGCUCACUCGGAUUCUCGUACUGAUUCGAAUUAAGCUUGUGCGGAAGGGGAAGCAAGAGAUAUGGCAGUCGCCGAUGACAGGGCGGGGUCGUCAGAUGGAAAAAUCUGGGGUUUAUGCCCGAUUCCAUUCUGGCAGACCGGCUCUUCUAGUGCCGGAGGUGGCGGUGGGAAUUCUUCGACGAACUCCUCGUCGUCUUUGACCCAUCAUCAGCACCAUCUUGGUGUUGGUCAGGUCGCCGGGGCUUUGGGGUCUAGAGCGCAGCAUUCUUCCGGUGGCAGCUCGGUCUCUUCGGUGGCGAAGUCGAUUUUCCCGACGCGCCGCCGACUUCGGCUCGAUCCGCCUAAUAAACUUUACUUCCCAUAUGAACCUGGCAAGCAGGUUAGAAGUGCAAUCAGAAUAAAGAAUACUAGCAAAUCCCAUGUAGCGUUCAAGUUUCAAACAACUGCACCGAAAAGUUGUUUUAUGCGUCCUCCUGGUGCAAUACUUUCUCCAGGAGAGAGUAUUAUAUCAACUGUUUUCAAGUUUGUGGAGCAUCCAGAGAACAAUGAGAAGCCAUUGCUUGAUCUGAAAAACAAAGUUAAAUUUAAGAUCAUGAGCUUAAAGGUGAAAGGGCCCAUGGAAUAUGUUCCAGAGUUGUUUGAUGAGCAUAAGGAUCAGGUUUCAGUUGAGCAAAUUCUGAAGGUGCUGUUCUUAGAUGCUGAGCGCCCGUGUACACAAAUGGAGAAACUGAAGCGCCAGCUAGCAGAUGCCGAGACUGCUCUUGAAGCACGCAAGAAACCGGCCGAAGACUCAGGUGCACGUGUUGUAGGUGAAGGCCUUGUCAUCGAUGAAUGGAAGGAAAGGAGGGAGAGAUAUCUUGCUCAACAGCAGGUUGAAGGGCCAGUUGAGUCAGUAUAAAGAGUAUGCCACUCCAACAUUAUGUUGAAGAUUUUCUUGGAAGUGUUUUAGAGGCUUGGUAAAAGUAAAUAUUAUUCUAUGCUGUCUAAAUCUGUGAAGCAUUUGGAACAUUCAUUAACCAUGAUCUUUGUAAGUAACUGCAUAUGUUUAUUAUUAAGAGAAAACUACAAGUUAUGUAUAUGUGCUUCGAACUUAUCAUAUUCAGUAAAACUUUUGUAUCUAAUGUUUAA
Messenger RNA from Phalaenopsis equestris, 1272 nucleotides. RefSeq names its product vesicle-associated protein 4-2-like. The record is from RefSeq and is a predicted model, not a curated record. NCBI's taxonomy places the organism in Eukaryota, Viridiplantae, Streptophyta, Magnoliopsida, Asparagales, Orchidaceae. Gene Ontology annotation, cellular component: plasma membrane; endoplasmic reticulum membrane. Gene Ontology annotation, biological process: endoplasmic reticulum membrane organization. Bases 206 to 1042 code for a protein of 278 amino acids. The transcript has 7 exons.